Durio zibethinus is the source of this 1260-nucleotide messenger RNA. Lineage: Eukaryota; Viridiplantae; Streptophyta; Magnoliopsida; Malvales; Malvaceae. The record is from RefSeq and is a predicted model, not a curated record.
CCUUAGGGUCAAGCUUCAAUUUAAACUGUGUCCCCACUCUCCCUCCCUAUAUAUCUUCGUUCAUCUCACUUAGCGCUCCCUCACACCAGAAGCAGUUUCUUUCACAUGUAAAAAUGGCGUCGGCGAUCACUUGGAUGUUGUCGUUGAAGGUACUGUUUGUUUCUAUUGGUAAAUUGGCUAUAGCUUUGGGACUUAAAGGCUCUGUUCCAUUGGUUUUGGAGUUAUCUGUUUAUCAAGCUCCGUUAUUGUGGAGCACGUUUCGUUCUUGGCUGAAGCCUCCGUAUCUUUACAUCGUCAUCAAUGGAAUCAUUAUCACAAUUGCAGCAUCAUCGUGGUUUCAUCACAACAACAGCGAGAAAGAACAGUCGGAGCAGGUGCAGCCGCGAUCGAAGAUCUCGGUGGAUCAAUGGCCAGCCUUGGAUUUCGGUGUGGUAGCAUCGAAUGCUUCCGUGUACGAGCAAAAGCAUAGAGAGGAAGAGGAGGAAACAAGGGUUUUUGAGGAGGAGAGCGAUGUGGCGGUUGAAUAUGGUAGAGAUGGAGGUGACGAGUUUGCCAUCUCCAAGUCGGAGUGGAUUCCUCCAAGGAGAAUGGAUUCGUCCGAGAUUCCAUCGGAUGCUCUGUUCCCACCGGAGAAACCCCCGGCUUCUUCUAGGUUCGGUCACGGGAAACAUGUAGAAGCCAAUCCUGAAGGUGGGCGAGCGUUGAGAGUGGCGAAGCCAAAACUGCAUGAGACGCUGGAGAACACGUGGAAGAUGAUAAUGGAAGGGAAAGCAGAACCGUUGACGAGGCACUUGAAGAAGUCGGACACGUGGGAGAAUCAUGGACGUGAUAUCAGCGUGGAGGCGUUGGCCGACCCGCGUCUGGUGAAGAAAUCGGACACGUUGAGAGACCGGACAAAUUACCAGCUGCCACCUGUACAAAUGAUUUCUUCUCCGGCUUCAGGGAGGCUGAGGAAAGAGCCGUCGCUGAGUCAGGACGAGUUGAACCGUCGCGUGGAAGCGUUUAUAAAGAAGUUUAAUGAGGAGAUUCGGUUGCAGAGGCAAGAGUCACUCAAUCAGUCAGUACAUGGAAAUGGUUAACCGUACAAGUUAGCCUCUAAUUAUCGGCUAACCGUAGUUCUAUAUUCCUUCAUAACACAUAAAAAAAAUAAUAAAAAAGAGUGUAUAUAUGUUGAUUAAUUUUUGGAAAUAUCUUUUCUCCAAUAGGUUUAAAAGGUUGGAAUUGAGAAAACAGUGAAAAAAAAAAAAAAAAAAGGGUUGA